UGUCAAGUGUUUGAAGUACUACUAUAAGCUACUCUGGGUUCCUUCAUCGGUGCAUUGUCGCUGAAGGAGAUCACAACAUCUUGUUUCCGCCAUGGCUAAUUCACAAAGCAGGGCUCCCUAUCCGUAUAUGUCCUAGAUUUUAAACUGGAAAAUGCACAAAUAACGGAUGACAUCAAGUGAUAGCCAUUUCCUGAUUCGAUUUAUCACCAGUAUUUAUUGGCUGUGGUUGAAAUAAAUUCCACAUUUCGUAAUCUGUACUGACCACUGAAUAACGAUGGAGACAAGCUAAAAAAUUCCAAAUCAAUUCAGUGAGAAAUUUGGAUUCCUAUGGAAGAAGCACAUGGUUGUUCUAUAUCCGAUCCUCCUGAGUUGGUCUUAUCUCAUGCCAAUGGUCACAGGUCUAUUAUCAAUGGCCAUGUGAAAAAGAGAGGUCAUGCAACUCGUUCGUGGAUAAAAAUUGAUCAAGAUGGGAAUUCGCAGAUUGUGACACUUGACAAGGCUUCUAUUAUGAGACAUUGUUCUUUGCCUUCUAGAGAUCUCAGACUAUUGGAUCCUAUGUUCAUUUACCCUUCUAGCAUAUUAGGGCGGGAGAAGGCAAUUGUAGUCAACCUUGAGCAAAUCCGAUGUAUAAUCACUGCUGAUGAGGUUUUCCUGAUGAAUUCCUUGAAUGGCAGUGUUGGCAAAUACAGGUCAGAAUUAUGCAAUCGACUUCAGAAAGAAAAAUCUGAUGAUCUGCCUUUUGAAUUUUGGGCCCUGGAGCUGGCUUUGGAAUUGACAUGCGCAUUUUUAGAUGCUCAGGUCAAUGAACUGGAAAUGGAAGUAUAUCCAGUGUUAGAUGAACUGGCCUCAUCCAUCAGUACUCACAAUCUAGAACGUGUUCGGAGAUUUAAAGGUCAUCUACUUGCAUUGACUCAGCGAGUUCAAAAGGUUCAUGAUGAAAUAGAGCAACUCAUGGAUGAUGAUGGUGAUAUGGCUGAAAUGUGCCUGAGCGAGAAGAAGAGAAGAUCAGAUCCUCAGUCUUCAAAUGACCUUGGUCUUGGUCUUCCAACCCACAGGUCAGGUAGGGUUAGAGUGAUCUCAAAAUCAGCUCCUGCUUCACCAGAUAGGUCCAUUAGUGGGGUCCAGAUGUUACAAAGGGCUUUCAGCAACAUUGGAAAUUCGAGUAAACACGAGAGUCUGUCAAGUUCUUCUAAUAAUGCGGAAAAGAUUGAGCCACUGGAAAUGUUACUUGAAGCGUACUUUGUCGUCAUUGAUAAUACUCUUACCAAGUCACUAUCGAGGAAAGAUCGGCAUAUAAUUUGAUAAUUUGAAAGGUGGUGCGUUGACUAGACCUUGAGAAUAUUUGCUUUUGCUGGUGAUGCAGCUCAAAGAAUAUAUAGACGACACUGAAGAUUUUAUCAACAUAAAAUUGGGCAAUAUUCAGAACCAACUCAUACAAUUUCAGUUGCUGCUUACAGGGGCAACCCUGAUGGCUACAGCAUUUGCUACUGUAACGGCAGUUUUUGGAAUGAAUUUUGAUACCCCAGUUUUUGAUGAUCCAUAUGGAUUCAAUGUGGUUGUGAUAGCCUCAGGAAUUGCUAGUGCGGUUUUGUACUUGUCCUUCAUAGUAGUUUUUAGGUUCAAGAAAAUUCUUCCAGCAUAAACUAUACUCCACUGGGAUUUUGAAAUCCAAAUGGAUAAAUCUUAUUGAUGGCAGUGCAGGCUUCAACAGACUCAUCUAUCUGUUGGUAAAUGGUAAAACUGAGAACUUCUUUAAGUCUUUAACCCAUGGAGUUUACCGUACAUGUGUUCACCAAGCCGAUUAUGGUUUAGACAUACGAAUGCGGGCUUGGAACCAUGCUUCCCACAACGUGUUGAUGGCAAGGUCUCAACAUUAGUUUCAAACACAUUGACAUUUGGCAGUAGCAUAUUAGAAACGAGUUUGAUUGAAGAGUGAUAUGACUAUAAAAUGCCUAUUUGUUAGCU
Molecule: messenger RNA, 1965 nt
Organism: Neltuma alba
Lineage: Eukaryota; Viridiplantae; Streptophyta; Magnoliopsida; Fabales; Fabaceae
Product: magnesium transporter MRS2-5-like
Exons: 7
Coding region: 328-1302 (324 amino acids)
Biological process (GO): magnesium ion transport
Molecular function (GO): magnesium ion transmembrane transporter activity
Source: RefSeq, a predicted model, not a curated record